Messenger RNA from Maniola jurtina (meadow brown), 571 nucleotides. Its product is annotated as peptidyl-tRNA hydrolase 2, mitochondrial-like. The transcript is spliced from 3 exons. Bases 79 to 564 code for a protein of 161 amino acids. The record is from RefSeq and is a predicted model, not a curated record. Gene Ontology annotation, cellular component: mitochondrion; cytosol. Lineage: Eukaryota; Metazoa; Arthropoda; Insecta; Lepidoptera; Nymphalidae. Gene Ontology annotation, molecular function: peptidyl-tRNA hydrolase activity.
UGUUUUGAUUCGUUCGAGUCGACUCCAUCGACUCACAUUUGCAGCUUCAUUAACGCAAUCAUUUCGGCCCAACGAAAAAUGGAGUUCAACUUAUCUUUCAUUUCUGGAUUGGGUUGCGGUAUUUGUAUCGGGAUAUCAAUUUUUGCACUGAAAAAAUAUCUUGGAUUAUUCACCGAGACCUCAAAAGCUGUGAAAAAGAUUGUCUCAGAUUCGGAGUACAAAUUAGUUUUAGUGGUACGGACAGACCUAAACAUGGGUAAAGGGAAAAUCGCAGCACAGUGUAGUCACGCAGCAGUGGGGGCUUAUGAGAAAGCUUUAAAAAGAGACCCAGAAGGUUUGCGGAGUUGGCAAAUGACAGGUCAAGCAAAAAUAGCACUUAAAACAGAUUCUGUAGAUGAAAUCAAGCAAAUUGCAGACAAUGCUAAGAAAAUGGGACUUGUAACUUCACUAAUAAGAGAUGCAGGAAGGACUCAAAUUGCUCCUAACUCUAUCACAGUGCUUGGUGUUGGGCCUGCACCUAAAGAUGUUAUUGAUAAAGUUACAGGGCAUUUAAAAUUAUUAUAAAAAUAUA